This is a messenger RNA of Coccomyxa subellipsoidea C-169, 1587 nucleotides long. RefSeq lists its product as hypothetical. Bases 1 to 1587 code for a protein of 528 amino acids. The transcript is spliced from 10 exons. Gene Ontology annotation, molecular function: glycosyltransferase activity. The record is from RefSeq and is a predicted model, not a curated record. Lineage: Eukaryota; Viridiplantae; Chlorophyta; Trebouxiophyceae; Coccomyxaceae.
AUGCGAAAGAGCCCAUUGUUGAGGGGGGAGGGUGGCGGGGCAGGAGCCUUAAGGGGGCCCGGCAAGCUGUCAGCGGAGGAUGCUAUGGCCUGCCAGCAUGACCCCGGCAGAGGGCCGCCCACUCCCUGCAAGUUCUUCAUACUGGAUGUGUCGGAGAUGGCGAAGGAGCUCGGUCUGCCUACAUGCAGUGAGGAGCGGCUAGCGACGGACCCAGAGACGGGCAUGGUGCUGCCCAACCCGGGCAAGGUCGCGCCCGAGGCCACCAUCCCUGAUCCACCCCCAGACCACGAGUGGAUCUACCCCUACUCCGUCGGACCCCACUACUACAGCCAGAACGCCGGCCCAUGGUAUGUGUACCACGCGCUCCGCAACAGCAAGCACAGCGUGGCGACGAUUGACGAGGCGGAUGUGGUGUAUGUGUACGACUACUGCUACAUGAUGUGGAUCCUGUCGGACCACCACGCUCGCGAGCACUGGUGGCUGCGUGACAACUACUCCCCCCCACGCAAGACCGGCUCCCACCUGCUCUCCGUCUACCGGGCGAUAAUGGCGCUGCCGCGGUGGCAGAAGAGCGGGGGGCGCGACUUUGUGUUCUACCACUCGCACUCAGGCUUUGAGUGGGACGAUCUGGAGACCACCAACAAGUACCAGGAGAUGCUCUGCCAUGACUUCCAGUGGGCCACGUUUCUGGUGAUAGAGCAGAUGCAGCGGUGGCGAUGCCCGACGUACAACCCCCGCACAACGAUCGUGGCCCCCUACAGCUCCACUGAAGUCAUCAACGCCCUGCCGGACGCCGACAAGGAGCUGCUGCUCUUCUUCAGGGGGGACUGCGAGCCCCCCGUGCCGGAGGUGGUGGGCAAGUACAUGCGCGCCAAGGUGGUGGCCAGCCUGCGCUCGGUGGCGGCCGCGGAGAGAGACAACGCCGCGGGUGACGAGGACGACUUCGAGGAGGGGCUCGGCGACGACCUCAGCGUCUGCUGCCACGGCCGCGCCGCCGGCCCCGAGGUGGCGUGCACGGAGCGCGAGUUUGAUCUGAACGAGCUGAAGGUGCAGCCGCACCGGCCGAUGCUAGAGGCGAUGGCCGGCAGCGUCUUCUGCCUCAUCCUGCCGGGCAACAGCCAGUCCAGUCAGCGCCUGACCGAGGCCUUCCUGACCGGUUGCAUCCCGGUCUUCCUGGGACCGCCCUGGCACACGCUGCCCUUCGCGCACGAGGUGGACUAUGCAGCGGCGGGUAUUUUCCUGAACAUCACUGGAGGGGAAGAGGGGGGAUCUGCACCCUGGUGGGAGCAGCCGGGCCUGCAGAUGGCCCCAGGCCUUGAAGCCAUGACCCAGAUAGAGGAGCGGUUCAGCCCCGCGUGGUGGUUUGCCGAUGUGCCCUCCGAGGCCAUUGGCAGCAUGCAGCACCUGGGGAACGUGCUGCCGCUGUUGAGACAGAUGGAUGAGGAGGUGGUACUGGCAAAGCUGGAGGCGGUGAAGCGAUACCGGUCGAUGUUCAUUUAUGCGACGCAGCCGCAGCACCCGCCCUCGGCGUCAGACAUAGCCAUCGAGCUGAUGUGCACCUACGCCAAGUUUGGCAUGCGAGACUGA